Solea senegalensis (Senegalese sole) is the source of this 3902-nucleotide messenger RNA. It is a transcript of the gene gdap2, whose product is annotated as ganglioside induced differentiation associated protein 2. The transcript has 13 exons. Lineage: Eukaryota; Metazoa; Chordata; Actinopteri; Pleuronectiformes; Soleidae. The record is from RefSeq and is a predicted model, not a curated record. The coding region runs from base 1 to 1488 and encodes 495 amino acids.
AUGGAUCCUCUGGGUGCUCGCUCCCAGUUUGUCGACAUCCAGACUCUUCCCACUUGGCAGCAGCAGCUGGGCGACGAUGGCGAGGAAACGCCACAGGACCGGAGCGACAGUCUGCUCAGCCAGCAGGUUUUCCCUUCUCCCUUCCCCUUCAGACCAGACAUCAACCGCAAGAUCGUCCUCUUCACAGGGGACAUCGCCCUGCUGAACAGCACCGCCAUUGUGAACACGAGCAACGAGUCGCUAAACGACAAGAACCCCGUGUCGGACAGCAUCCACCAGCUCGCGGGGCCCGAGCUGCGAGACGAGCUGCUCAAACUCAAAGGCUGUCGAACAGGAGAGGCCAAGCUCACCAAAGGCUUUAACCUGGCAGCGAGGUUCAUCGUCCACACUGUGGGACCAAAGUACAAGAACAAGUACAGGACGGCGGCCGAGAGCUCGUUGUACAGCUGCUACAGGAACAUCAUGCAGCUGGCUGCAGAGCAGUCGAUGGCAUCUAUCGGCUUGUGUGUGGUGAGCACGGUGAAGAGAGGUUACCCGCUGGAGGAUGCUACACACAUCGCUUUUAGAACAGUUCGCAGGUUCCUGGAGAACCAUGGAAACAGCAUCGAGGCGGUGGUGUUUGCCGUGUCAGACACUGAGGAGCCGACGUAUAAGAAGUUACUGCCGCUGUACUACCCUCGCUCUGAGGAUGAGGAGAAGGCCUGUCUCCCUCUCAUCCCCGCCGACAUCGGCAACUCCGAGGGCGAACCCGUCGUCCCGGAGAGACAGAUCCGCAUUGCAGAGAAGCCCGGCAGCCUGGAAGACGACGCCGAGGAGGACAAUCUGGACGAGGAUCUGGGUCAGGUGGGGAAUCACGCUUUUGCUCGGAUGGAGGGCGACGUGGACAAACAACGGAAACUGAUCCUGCAGGGCCAGAUGUCAGACGCGGCCAUGCAGAAACAACACCAGAGGAAUUAUAACCGCUGGCUGUGCCAAGCGAGGGCCGAGGAUCUGUCGGACAUCGCCGCGCUGAAAGCCUUAUAUCAAACCGGUGCGGACAUGUGUGGCCGGACCGUGAUGGUCGUGGUCGGACGAAACAUCCCGGUGACUCUCAUUGACCUGGAAAAGGCUCUGCUGUACUUCAUCCACGUCAUGGACCACAUCACGGUGAAGGAGUACGUGAUGGUUUACUUCCACACGCUGACCGGCGAGCACAACCACCUGAACGCCGACUUCCUCAAAAACCUCUACGACAUCGUUGACGCCAAGUUUAAAAAGAAUCUGAAGGCCUUCUACUUUGUACAUCCAACAUUUCGAUCUAAGGUCUCGACAUGGUUCUUCACCACUUUCACUGUGUCGGGGAUGAAGGAGAAAGUCUGCUACCUGGACAACCUGCGGCAGCUCUUCACCUGCGUCAAACCCGAGCAGAUCGACAUUCCUCCCUUCGUCCUGGAGUACGACGCACGGGUGAACGGACCGUACCGCCCCGCCCACUCCUCCGGUCUGUGACGCCCACAUCAGGAGCGCCUCCGCCGGGACGAGGAGGCGGUGACGGCCUGUCAGACGGGAUGACAGGUUAGCGUUGUGUGGUCUGACCUCGUCACCUCCUCGUCGAGAACCCCGCGGCGAGGCGGAGGAAACGCGCUCUCCCUUUGUUUCGCUCUCGGCUGGAAAUAAAAAAAAAGGGAGAAAAUGAACAGUGGCAGCCCUCACUCAGCCAGCGACAUCUGGCCCGGUAAGCGGUCAUUCGCAUUCACCACAAGACUAUUUGUGGACCUGGUUUGGGUUUCUGGAUUAUGCCUUACACUAAGAGUUCCCAUUCAGCAGUUUCCUCAAACAUCCCUAAAUAUGAAGUGUCAUGUCGAGCCUGACAUUUGCUCAGACUGUACGACCGUAUCCGAUGUCCUCGACCUUAACCGUCCUCCUGCAUCAUCGGGCUUCUGUCAAAGCCCGGACACUGGAGGAGGAAUCUGCCUGGAUUCACACGUGAUCUCGCUCGCUCUCUCUCUUUCACUCUCUCACUCUGCGAACCUUUUAAUCGCGUCACUCUGGACGAUUUAAUGUCUGACGCUGAGAUUUUUUGGGGUACGACUUUCUUGACACACGGGACGUUUUCUCCUCUCUGUUCCCUGUAGCUUUACUUUCAUCCCAAUCUUUAUUUUAUUUUAUCCAUUUUUCAACUUAGUUUGACAUUUAGGUAAAUACAUACUCAUUAGGAAGCUAAAAUCACUUUAGUCUUUUGUUAUUUUACAGGGUUCCCACAGGUCCUUGAAGUCCUUGAAAGUGUGAAUUUGAAAAUCGACGAGUCAUUGAAAGCGCUUGAAAAUAGUUUGAUAUUUAGGUAAAUGUGCCCUGCGUUACGUUAAGUCGUAAUUACUAGCUUACUGACGUGAGAUUCCGUGCAGAACAAUGAGCGUGUAAAGUCAAAACAAGAGAGCAAAUGACGACGUGAUGCCUGGGAAAUGAAAAUUCCAAAGCUCUCGUGUUGGAUUUGAGGGGAAUUGGUCCUGGAAAGUCCUUGGAAAGUCCUUGGAAAGUACUCAAAUUUGAAGUGUGGGAACCCUGAUUUUAAUGAAGACUAAAAGAAGACACCACAGCAAACUAGAGUUUGAAAAAAGUUCUUUAUUAUUAAAUCAACAAGUAUUAUUUUGUUCAUCUGAUACCUGAGAACAAAUGUUUUAUUUGCCAAAAAAAAAGCUAAUUCGGCUGCAACAACUAAUCAAUUCGGCAACUAUUUUGGUAAUUCAUUCAUUUGAUGAAUUGUUUUUCUUUUUUGUUUCUUUCUUUGCUCCAUAUAACAAAGAAAGCAUGACAUUACUUAAUAAUAAUGGUUUGUGGAUGAAAAAAGACAUUUAAUAACAUAAUUUCAAGCUUUUGGAACCAUCAAUCAACAUUUUCUGUCAUUUUAUGGACCAAACAACUGAUUAACUCGAGAGUUAGUUGCGGCUCUAGAAAAAACCUUCAAAAUUUAAAUCCACACACUUACAUACCUUCUGAUUUAAGCUUUGAAGUCAAAGUAAAGAAACCUUGGUGUACAGCCGACCAUUUUCCUAAAAUGUGUUGCUCUUUCUGUUUUACGAACACAUUUCAGACUCCGCUUUAGCUUCAAUUCUCGGUUAAAAAAGUGUCCUUGUCUCAAGAAAUGCUCUCACUCACCGUUUACCCUCAUCACUUUGUUUUAAAGGUACACACAAUUCAAAUCAAAACAAAGAACACUUUUUUAAAAUCCAGUCACGCUCUUGUUUUGAAGGGACACAGGUUUGUUUGUUUUUGUUUUAAUUUAAUUGCACAGUUUGCUCUGCUUUUCUUGUUGUUUCCACUAUCCACUAGUUGUCGUUGUUAUUAGAUGUAAUUAGGAUUUUUUCGACACUGUUCACUUUAGUUUAUCGGAGCAUGAUCUGAUGCGGCAGUUCCUGUUUCCUCUUUGAGCCCCAGAGCCAAGGGUUGAACCUGCACGUCUGCGGUGAUUCCACACGUCCCUGAGACCUAGAUCAAGACCUUGUAUAUCUUAAUUUAUUUUAAUUGUCAGGAACACCUUUUUUCUUUUUUGGCAAAGCCCUUAAUGACAGAGAUUAACCGGAUUAAUAAAUCAAACCCUGCAUCAUCACAAAGGUCAUGUGAAAACACCACACAGCUCAUUUAAUCGUGGUCAAUAAUAAAAUAAGAAGUAGGAGACGUAUUUUUCUAUCAUUGAAAUGAGGCAAAAUAAAAAGGUUUCAGUUCCACAAAAUCCCCGUCUCACUUUUUACAAAACACUCAUAAAUAUAUGUAUAUAUAUAUAUAAAUAUAAACAAUCACUGAUGAGCCAAAUUUUAACUUUCUUCAAAGUAAAUGACUUUUUUUUUCUUUUUUUUUACUAAUUUGUUGUGAUGAAUGCUAAUGAUUUACAGGAAGUGACAUCAUCGAUGUCAGGUGUGUUUUCU